Messenger RNA from Pseudophryne corroboree (corroboree frog), 2812 nucleotides. Its product is annotated as multiple epidermal growth factor-like domains protein 9. NCBI's taxonomy places the organism in Eukaryota, Metazoa, Chordata, Amphibia, Anura, Myobatrachidae. The transcript has 2 exons. Bases 263 to 1090 code for a protein of 275 amino acids. The record is from RefSeq and is a predicted model, not a curated record.
UGCUGCCUGUCUGUGUCCCUGGCAUUUACGUCACUGCUUUAGAGCCCGUCAGCGAUUGGCUAAUCUUCAAUGUACGAGUGGCAACUCGCACGAUGUCAUUGGAUGCCGCUGCUGCCAGUCAUACGCAGGUGUUCCCGUGCAGCCGCAUUGUGGGGAACUGUGAUGAGCCGCGGAUGCCCAGCCGCUGUCGGUCUGGUUUAUGUGCUGGGCGAAGUCGCUGCGGUUUAGGCGAGCCUCGAAUCCCUGAGCAGGAAAAUGGGAGAUGGCUGUACGGGCAGGGAUUGCGUUAUUUGUGGCCGCCGCCUGUGUGCUAGUACCUAGCUGUCGGAACACUGAAUCUAAUGAGACGACGAUUUACCCAGAAUAUCUUAAUUCGACUGCGAUCGCUACGACGUUGAUCAACAUCUCAGAGACAGAGACGACGGAAGCGGCGACUACACCGGGAACUGAGCAGACACCAUUGGGAAACGCGACUGGCCCGUUCCAGGGAUUAACGCAAAAUCCGGGGUCAGCACCUAAUCAAAGGGAAUUCGUUUCCCCAAGCACUGUCGCCACGGAGACGGCGGCUUCAGUUACACCGAUACCCACAGCCCUUAUUACCAAUGUACCGACCAUCAAGCCUACGAUUAGCAAGCCUAUAGAAACUUCUGCAACUCCUACUUUAGAUGGCUACGUCACAAGUACAACGGCUACAGUUACAACAGUGGAAAUUCUUCUCUCAAGUAAAAGUAUAAUAUCUACAACAUUACAGACAUUUUAUGUAACCAGCUCCUCUGAUAAUAGUACAUCUUCCUUAGCGGAUAUGUCUUGGACUCAAUUCAAUAUCAUCAUCCUGUCUGUGAUUAUAAUUGUAGUUGUGCUCUUAAUGGGAUUUGUGGGAGCUGUGUACAUGUAUAGAGGAUAUCAAAGUAGGAAGCUAAAUGCUCCCUUUUGGACCAUUGAACUGAAAGAGGACAACAUCAGUUUCAGCAGUUACCAUGAUAGCAUUCCCAAUGCUGAUGUCUCUGGACUCUUAGAAGACAAUGGAAGUGAAAUCGCUCCAAAUGGCCAUCUGACGCUUUCUGCUCCAAUACACAGCUACAAAGCCUGAAAGAGAAACUUUUAUAUCUAGUAUCACUAGGAGAAUGGAACUUUGACUGAAGAACUGUAUAUAUUGAGCAAGGAAAGGAAUAAUUUGCUCAAUAUGUAAAAUUACAUUUUGCAUAAAAUGUGGGUUUUCGGUUUGUUUUUAUAAAACUGUCUUGCUGUUCACUUACAAAAGGAAACAACUUGAGCUUGAAGCAGAAAAGUGUUUUUUUUUUUAGGGUUAUUUAAGGGGGCAUAUAUAGUUGUGUUUUACUGCAUAAUUUGUUCUAUUUGCCAUUUAUUUUCUUUCCUUCUAAAUUAUGUCUUCCACCUUUUACUAUUGGCUUUGGGAAAAGAAAAAAUUUUUUUUUUUCAAAUAUCUGCAAAGGUAUAUAAAGACUAUAUAAACCAUUUUAUUAGUAAAUUUAGAUGAAGUACAUUAUUUUAGAGAAUUUACGUUCUGGUUUCUUUCUGCAGUAUGUCAGAAGUAAAUAUAUUUAUGUGUUCUGGGGGUCCAAUAGUUCCUAUUUUUUGGCCUCAAUAUACAGUAAUUUUCCAAUGGAUGAGCUUCAUUGCUAAAGUAAAAUAAUGGUUCCCAACUAUUUUGGUGCUGUAACCAAUGCCAAAGUAAAUGCUACCUGAUUUUUUUUUUUCUUUCAUGAGACCCCGGUUUUAAGAUACUGUAACAUAUUAAACCAGCCUUGGGGGGGGGGGGAGUUUUAACAAGGAAUACAAAUUGCCUGUACACUUUAGCUUUCCAGUACAGUUCAUAUAUCAUUGCUAUGCCAGUCUCAACAUAUUAUUUAGUUUGUGACCAUUUACCACUAAAAUCUAAUUACACAUCCAGCUUUGCAACUGGUUUUGACUCCCUUGAAUAUAGAAAAGAUAUGUUGUCUUUAGGGGUUGGUAUCAAAAUACAGUCAGCUGUACCCUGGAGAUGAAAAUAUAGACACUUAAUAAUUAAUAAAGUCAACCCUAAUUCCUAAGCCCCCUAACCCACCUUUCCCAAAGCGUGAUCCUAACGGAAUCCCACCCUCUUGCAGCCUAACCCUCCCUGGGGCUGCUUAAAGUUCCCCUCCGCAGCCUAAACCUAACCUUCCCUUCCGUAGCCUAAACCUGAUCUGGGUCCUACUACCAAUUCUACAAAGUGAAUUUAACACUGAAAUGUGUUCUAUCCUUCUCUGCUAUGCCAUACUGUAGGAAAUCCCUGCUUUGGUCCCUCCACAGUAUGAACAUUGAAGUUUGGUAUUUCCUGUGUCUGUAUGAGCAAAUAGCAGAUGCCCAACUUCUAUAUAAAGAAUAAUAGCAGAUGCCCAACUUCUGUUUAAAGAAUCCAGUUUUCACCAUUGAAUGGUGACCGUUUAAUAUUCUCCAUUCACUAAAUUUGAUGACCUUUUUGUGCACCACUAAAUGUGAGAACGAAUUAUGGAGUUACUGUUUACUCAACAUUUGCAAUAUCUACUUGAAGUUAUGGUAACAGAUUGUGAGUUCCCAAUCCUGGUCCUUGUGCUGUAAAGCGGACCUAGAUCAUGGUGCUCCCACUGCCGUUAUUUAUGGUUGGGAGGAACGUUAUUUAUUGCUGUACAGGGUUUUGUUUUCUUUAAACAUAGCACAUUUAAUUUAUGUUUUAAUUCAACUUCAGUCUUAUCUUUGUACAGAAAUGUUAUUCCGUAACCUCUUGGAUUUUUUAUUCAGCAAAAACAACAAAUGUUAAUUCAUUGUGUUUAAUAAAGGGGUGGAAAAGAAA